CAGUCUGGUUAAUUUUGAAUAGCGUUAACAUUUCUGUCUAAAAAUAAUAUAUCCAUGAUGUUUACACAGAAGGCCCAAGUUCUCCUGUAUUAAUAAAUGUAUUAGAGGGUCCCAGGACAAGAAAGAGGAUUGGCGUGAACAACCAUGGCCGGGCACCGCUUCCCAGUACCCCGAUUCGAGGGCGUUUCGCAGGAGCAGUUCAUAGAGCACGUGUAUCCGCAGAGAAAACCUCUAGUGUUGGAAGGAGUUGAUUUGGGAGCGUGUAUGAGCAAAUGGACAGUGGAUUACCUCAGCCAAAUCGGAGGGAGGAAGAGAACUUUACCUUUUGACAAGUUGGUACAAAGGGCAGCUGAAGAAAAGCAUACGGAAUUCUUUAUUUCAGAGGAUGAGAAGUACUACCUUCGAUCACUUGGAGAAGACCCUAGAAAGGAUGUUGCAGAUAUCAGAAAGCAGUUUCCUUUAUUGGAAAGAGACAUUAAGUUUCCAAAAUUCUUCAAAGAAGAGCAGUUCUUUUCCAGUGUUUUUCGAAUCAGCUCACCAGGAUUACAACUUUGGACACACUAUGAUGUAAUGGAGAAUUUCUUAAUACAAGUGACAGGAAAAAAGCAUGUUGUACUGUUCAGUCCUCGAGAUGCCCAAUAUUUAUAUUUAUUAGGUUCUAAGUCAGAAGUACUGAACAUAGAUAACCCAGACUUAGCUAAAUAUCUGCUGUUUUCCAAGGCUAGAAGGUAUGAAUGUUUCCUUAAAGCUGGAGAUGUGCUAUUCAUUCCUGCUUUAUGGUUCCAUAAUGUAAUUUCUGAAGAGUUUGGAGUGGGAGUGAAUGUCUUUUGGAAGCACCUUCCAUCUGAAUGCUAUGAUAAAACGGAUACCUAUGGAAACAAAGAUCUGACGGCAGCAUCAAGAGCUGUACAAAUUUUGGACAGAGCCUUAAAAACACUGGCUGAAUUACCAGAGGAAUACAGGGACUUCUAUGCACGGCGAAUGGUCUUGCACAUUCAAGACAAAGCCUAUAGCAAAAACUUUGAAUGAAUAAGGAAAUGAAUGCAGUGAGCAUAAACUUUUAAAUACAGUUCAGCCCAAAUAUUGGAAAAGUGUAACAAGAUGUAAAUUAGUUUUUUAAAGAUUUAAUCUUUUUUAAAAUAGGAAAGAUAAAUCAAUCUCAGAUUUACAAAAAAAAUAAAAAUAAAU
Molecule: messenger RNA, 1188 nt
Organism: Odocoileus virginianus texanus
Lineage: Eukaryota; Metazoa; Chordata; Mammalia; Artiodactyla; Cervidae
Product: tRNA wybutosine-synthesizing protein 5-like
Biological process (GO): wybutosine biosynthetic process
Molecular function (GO): 2-oxoglutarate-dependent dioxygenase activity; tRNA binding
Source: RefSeq, a predicted model, not a curated record